Molecule: messenger RNA, 1128 nt
Organism: Symbiodinium natans
Lineage: Eukaryota; Dinophyceae; Suessiales; Symbiodiniaceae
Source: the annotation of a GenBank genome assembly
AUGGAUGUGAAGCUCAUGCUCAGGGCGUUGAAGCUGGGCGAGCAGGGAAGGCGAAUCACGGCUCCGAAUCCUUGGGUGGGCGCCAUCGUCGUCGGCGCUGAUGGAACGGUGUUGGGCGAGGGCUUCCACAAGGGCCCCGGCUGCCCCCACGCGGAGGUGGAAGCUUUUCGGGAUGCUGAAGCCAAAGGUGUCACGGACUUCUCCGGGGCCACGAUAUUCAGCACGCUGGAGCCCUGCCAUCGCGGGCCGGGCAAGCGCACGCCGCCCUGCGACGAACUCGUGGUCUCGAAGAAGGUGAAGAGAUGCGUCAUUGGCCACGUCGAUCCUGACGAGCGCUUUGGUGGCGCCGGCGUGCAGUUUAUUCGAGACGCUGGAAUCCAGGUGGAUGUGGGCAUUGCGGAGGACCCUAUUCGCCGAUCCUUCCGGAGUUACCUUCACCACCGCCGGACGGGCAGGCCUUAUGUCGUUCUCAAGAUUGCGACCAGCUUGGAUGGCCGAGUCGCUUGCCAGGACAAGACGUCCCAGUGGAUCACCCAGGCCCCUGCGAGACAGGAUGCGCACCGGCUCCGUGCUGAAUCACAAGCAGUGCUUGUGGGUAGUGGCACUGCCUUGGCUGAUAGGCCAAGCCUCACCGUUCGUUUGGAGGGUGAGCCGGCCCCUGCAAAGCCGCCGAUGCGUGUGGUCCUGGACUCCCGUGGCCAAGUGACCGAGGGCCCGUUGAUGGACACGGCCACUGCGCCGACGCUCAUCUUCACGAGCCGCGAGCGCUGCAGCGAGCUCGCCAAGAAGAGGUGGCAGGAGUGCGGUGUUGAAGUUCAUGAAGUUCCAUUGGUUGGAGAGCACCUCGACCUCGAUGCAGUGCUGGCAGCUCUGGGCGCCCGGGGUGUGCUCCAGCUGAUGGUUGAGGGUGGCGCUGUUCUGCAGGGUCAGCUGCUCCACCUCAACCUGGUGCAGGAGCUCCGUGUUUACUUUGGCGCCACCUUGCUCGGCUCAAGCGCGCAAGCCUGGGCACAGACUCCGUUGACCUCCACCAUCAAGGAGGCACGUUUCUGGACAUUGCGGGACCUCCGCCGAGUUGGUAAUGACGUUUGCCUGGAGUACGAGCGGACUGAAGCCUCGGAUGCUUGA